Molecule: messenger RNA, 1485 nt
Organism: Penicillium verhagenii
Lineage: Eukaryota; Fungi; Ascomycota; Eurotiomycetes; Eurotiales; Aspergillaceae
Product: cytochrome P450
Exons: 3
Coding region: 1-1485 (494 amino acids)
Molecular function (GO): heme binding; monooxygenase activity; oxidoreductase activity, acting on paired donors, with incorporation or reduction of molecular oxygen
Source: RefSeq, a predicted model, not a curated record
AUGUCUGCUUCGAAAGUAGCAGCCAUCUGCUGCGUUUUGCAGACGGCGAUUCUCUGCCAAUUUUACCCUACGCAAUCAAAGACCGCAAUUUCAAGUUUAUCUGUGGUUCUAUACUUUUUCUUGUUUCUCAGCUGGAAGCUCUAUCUAUGGCCUCUCUGGCUCAGUCCCUUGCGUAAUCUGCCCGAGCCUUCGGGUGGGCACCGAUUUUCCGGCCAUGUGAAGCUGGUCCCAAAUGAGCGAUCAGGAAUGCCUUUACAGGAAUGGAUUAAUGAAGUGCCCAAUACCGGGCUGAUUCGAUAUCGCAUGCGAUUUAACAAAGAGGUGGUCUUUGUCACCAAUCCCAAGGGCCUUUCCGAGGUGUUGGUUCAAAAGAACUAUGAAUUUUCGAAGCCAUACAAACUACGGAAGGGACUCGGUCGAAUUCUGGGGGUUGGAUUGCUUAUUGCUGAGGGGGAGGAACAUAAGAGACAACGCAAGCUCCUAAUGCCAGCCUUUUCCCACCGACACAUCAAAAACCUCUAUCCAAUCUUCUGGGAAAAAUCCGUUGUGCUGGCCCAAGAGAUAAACGCGAACAUCGAGAGAAAUGUGGACAAAUCGAGUGAAGUCUUCGAUGUCGGGGACUGGCUAGCACGGGCUACCUUGGAUAUCUUAGGUGCAGCUGGGCUUGGGGAGGAGUUUGACACGCUUCACCAUCCAGAUAACGAGAUAGUUCGGGCCUACCGAGAUGUCUUUGAGCAAAAGCCUCCUAAUAGCCUUGUGGGAAUUGGAAUGUUCUUGUUGCGCGAGGCCCUCACAUCGACACUAAAUCUACAGCGGAAUGACAGCAUCUCCGUGGCUACCAAGACCCUGACAGGUGUGGCGCGGAAACUCAUCGGCCGAAAAAGGGAAGUCGGUACUGAAAAACUGGAAAGCGAUGGCAAGGAUAUCAUUUCCGUGGCUCUGGCGUCGGGGGCUUUCACGGACUCAAUGUUGGAAAACCAUCUGUUGACUUUCCUAGCCGCCGGACACGAGACUACAGCGACGUCUAUGACGUGGGCCCUGUAUGCCCUAUGCAUAUAUCCUGCCGUCCAGCAGCGACUAAGGGAGGAGGUGCGAGACAAAUUGCCGCGGGUUUUGGAUGAUGCUCCGGCUCUUCCUAUGACAGCCGAGCUGUUGGACAGUCUUCCGUAUUUGCAUGCCGUCUGCAACGAGGUCUUCCGGAUUUAUCCCCCAGCCGGCAUGACUCGACGUGUGGCAGUCAACAAUACCUCUAUCUUGGGGCAGUUUAUUCCCGCUGGUACAGAGAUCGUGGUCUCCCCAAGAGCGAUGAAUGUGUCGCGAGAACUGUGGGGCGAAGACGCCGCCGUUUUUAACCCGGAUCGAUGGCUCGGGCCGAACCGAGCCAAUACUGGAGGAGGAACGACCAACUUUUCCUUUAUGACUUUUCUUCAUGGUAAAUGUGGCUCUAUUGCCUCUCUGAAUCGCUUUGCUAAUAUGGAUUUGUAG